Molecule: messenger RNA, 475 nt
Organism: Polypterus senegalus (gray bichir)
Lineage: Eukaryota; Metazoa; Chordata; Cladistia; Polypteriformes; Polypteridae
Product: killer cell lectin-like receptor subfamily B member 1A
Exons: 4
Coding region: 7-405 (132 amino acids)
Source: RefSeq, a predicted model, not a curated record
CACAUUAUGCAACUCUUCAAUUCCACCCGGGGGGACACUCGACCCUGUCCUGAGUGGUGGAUGCUGCACAGAGAUAAGUGUUAUUACUUUUCCACCAACAAGACAACAUGGAAUAAGAGCGAGGAGGACUGCAUCUCACGGGGGGCUCAACUCAUCGUGGUGGAAGACCAAGAGGAUCUGGAUCUUCUCCGUCAGCAGUCUAGAGUCCAUUUAUCUUUUUGGAUUGGACUGAGAAGAAAAGAAGCCUGGGAGUGGAUUAAUGGACAGGCUUUUAAUCCCAGCUGGUUCAGUUCUGAUUCGACAGACAGAGGGGACUGUGCCUGUCAGACUGUGGUGGGCAUUCAUAGUGUCAUAUGUAGUAAGAAUCAGCACUGGAUCUGCCAGAAGGGAGCCGCUGACAUGUGACGAUACGGGGAAAGACUGCAGAACUGAAGACAAGACCCUGUAUGCUGCCAUCUUUGUAUAGACAUUGUGU